CUGGCCGCUGUGGCCUGCACUUGUCGUGCAACAGCCACUCAGCCCCCUCUGCUUCGCCCUUCACACACCCUUCCCUCACCUCCACCUCCUCCACCGUCAACUGCUCUAUCUGUUGAUUGCAUAUGUAUAUAAACCCGAGCACUUUUCAUUUCCCCUGGACAUGUAUGUGGUCCAUUUUUUGUGCCUUUGUGUUCUGCGGGUUACUUUUUUUUGCCGAUAUCCUGCCUGUUCCCACGACGCACUCCCGUUCGCCGGCGGGUCAACUAUCGAGCGCGAGUCCGUCACCUCCUCCUCUUCGUCUGUACCGUGCCUUCCUUGCGUGUGCGUUUUUGUUUGCCGUGCAUCUUUGCCUCUCUUUGUCGUGCUCGAAUCCUGCCUGACUGACCCCGUAUUGGUGUAUCUCGCCCCGAGAACCAGUUGCCGUCCUUGGCCUCAUACCUUUUCCCUCCGGUAUGGUAUUC
Polychytrium aggregatum is the source of this 461-nucleotide messenger RNA. RefSeq lists its product as uncharacterized. The record is from RefSeq and is a predicted model, not a curated record. Lineage: Eukaryota; Fungi; Chytridiomycota; Chytridiomycetes; Polychytriales. The transcript has a single exon. The coding region runs from base 123 to 380 and encodes 85 amino acids.